Molecule: messenger RNA, 1558 nt
Organism: Diospyros lotus (date-plum)
Lineage: Eukaryota; Viridiplantae; Streptophyta; Magnoliopsida; Ericales; Ebenaceae
Product: F-box/kelch-repeat protein At3g06240-like
Exons: 2
Coding region: 90-1184 (364 amino acids)
Molecular function (GO): protein binding
Source: RefSeq, a predicted model, not a curated record
CUGAACCUGAAGAGUGGAUUGACACUGGAUGGCUUCGAGUACUUGGCGGGUCUAACUGAUGGUCUCUUCCUCCAUUUUGGAGAUGAGGGAUGAACCUUCCUGAAGAUGUGUUGGUUGAAAUUCUAUCAAGGUGCCCGGUGAAAUCCCUGGUCAGAUUCAGGGCUGUGUGCAAAUCAUGGCACAUUCUCGUCAACAACCAGUCUUUCGUCUCCACCCACCUCAACCAGCAGCUCGCCGCCUCUUCCGGAGGCCGUCUCCUGGUGAGCCACCGCGACAAUCUUACCAAUAAACGCCUCAUCUCUUUCUCGGCUGACGACAACCUGGACAACUUCGCCAACCAGCUUGAUUUACCGCCGUUUCUGAACCAAAACUUCAGCCAUGUAAGACUGAUCGGUCCAUGCAACGGCUUGGUUUGUUUGUAUGGUUUUCCAGACAACAUUGCUCUCUGGAACCCGGCAACCAGAGAUUGCAAGGUUCUCCCGAUGUCCUGGGUUCCGAGACCGGCGAUGGCCCGAGUUCUCGGCGGCGACCUCGCCUUUGGUUUUGAUUCAAAAACCGGUGAUUACAAGGUGGUGCAGAUCCUGUUCUGCUCCUCCAACCAGCUCGGAGUGGCUUACCAGGUUGAGAUCUACACACUGAGAACUGAUUCUUGGAGGAAAUACGAAGGAACUCUGCCGGCACACAUAAUGUAUCUCAACGUCUGGAGCAUGAUAUAUAGGCCGGAAACUUUCUGCUGGUGGGCUAAGGACAGUGAAAACACGGAGAUAGUCCUCUCGUUUGACAUGGGAGAUGAGACAUUUCAGAAGGCUGCGUUGCCAUCGGAUGCCGGAGAUCUUGGGGGAGAGCUCAAGAAUAUCCGAGCAAUUAUGCCGAUGAACGGAGCCUUAGCCCUGGUGGUGUAUAGAUUGAAAGAAGUGGAGAAGGUGUUUGAUCUGUGGGUGUUGAGAGAAGUUGGUGUGGAGGCGGCUUGGACAAGACUUUCGAGUAUUGGGCCUCUUCUGGGAGUGGAGAGACCAUUAGGGUUUUGGAAGAAUGGAGAGUUUAUUCUGGAGAAUAGUUGUGGGCAGCUGGUUCUUUAUGAGCCUCGUUUCCAGAAGAUUAGAAAUCUUGGACUUCAGGGAAAAAGGGACAGAUUAGAGGUUCUUGUUUACAGGGAUAGCCUAGUCUCCCUCACUAACAUAUGAAUAUGUGUUAGUUUUGUGCAUCAAACUACCUUUUUUUUUUUCAUCAUUGGUUCUCCCUGAUAUCAUCAUUGUCACCACAAGCUGCAAUCCUUUUAAGUAGGGUUGAUUACAUAAAUUUUAACACGCCAUGUUUGUAAAGCCAUUAUGAGCUUAUUCGAUAUUGUUGCAAUUCUACUAUAAUUCUAUUGUAAUGAAAUCAAUUUGAUUGAGGAAAUUGUCUACAAAAUUUUAAUUUAUUCUUCUAAUUUUGUUUCACAACUCCUAAGUAACAACUUAUCAAAUAUUUAUCCCAUUAUGUAAGGUUGGAUACAUGCAUUCUAGCUAGUCAUCUAUUUCUAUCUAUAGCUUUAUCCUUUGCAAGGCUCUUAUAACCU